Molecule: messenger RNA, 735 nt
Organism: Exaiptasia diaphana
Lineage: Eukaryota; Metazoa; Cnidaria; Anthozoa; Actiniaria; Aiptasiidae
Product: myosin-binding protein C, slow-type
Exons: 3
Coding region: 101-640 (179 amino acids)
Molecular function (GO): protein binding
Source: RefSeq, a predicted model, not a curated record
UACUUUUAUUUUCAAACCAGAUCGUCCAAGCAUCGACUCAUCGACAUCCUCUCCGAUAUCGGUAUCUUCUUGGGAUAAUCGCACCGUGAGCCUACGAUGUAUGGCCAGUGGUAAUCCUACUCCUGAAUUCACGUGGUCWAACCCUGACAAAGUCCCUAUUAAAUAUGGCGUCAGUCCAUUAAAAGGCGGUAGCCUUCUUACAAUACAAACUAAGUAUAAAACAGACUACGGUCAAUAUCGAUGUCGUGCGUCUAAUAUGCAAGGUUAUGUCUAUGGAUAUAUUGACGUGAAGAGAAUUGUUGUGCCACAACCACCAAUCCUCUUAGACGUCACAAGUACAGUAUCYACCAUUGAAAUAAAAUGGAGACGACCAACCAUCGAUGGUGGGAGUGAGCUUAUAGAUUAUUAUGUAUCAAUUAGUAMCAGUCCACCUCGUGGUGUAUCUAUUAAAGAAACGUCCCUUAUAAUCGCUGGCUUAGCAAAGUCUACCAGGUAUCGAGUCGACGUUUUGGCUAGAAAUAUUGUUGGCUACAGCAAUGCAACAAGUCGAUAUAUAUCAACAAAAGAGAAAGAUUGGUUCGCGGUUGAUGAGCAAAUAUCAGGUAUGGAAUCACCUUUAUUUGUUAGUCAUAUGUCGUAAGUAAAUAUCUUUGUGGCACGUCUUAUAUUGAUAUAAAAUACACCAACCAUCAUUUUGUCUGCCAACCAUUUCAAGUGACUGGAGCCUGUUCGUGA